Messenger RNA from Morchella importuna, 285 nucleotides. RefSeq lists its product as uncharacterized. The record is from RefSeq and is a predicted model, not a curated record. The coding region runs from base 1 to 285 and encodes 94 amino acids. Gene Ontology annotation, molecular function: 2 iron, 2 sulfur cluster binding. Gene Ontology annotation, cellular component: cytosol; nucleus. The transcript is spliced from 3 exons. Lineage: Eukaryota; Fungi; Ascomycota; Pezizomycetes; Pezizales; Morchellaceae. Gene Ontology annotation, biological process: intracellular iron ion homeostasis.
AUGUCAACCACCGAAGGCGUGAGUGCAGCUGCUCUAGAAGCUGCGAUUAUAGAGAAAUUGAAGGCAACGCAUGUAGAGCUGAAGGACACAUCAGGUGGAUGCGGACAAAUGUUUGAAGCGGUGAUUGUAUCGCAAGAGUUUGCGAAGAAGACAUCGCUCAUGAGGCAUAGACUGGUCAACAGCGCGCUGAAAGACGAGAUUUCGAGGGUGCAUGCGUGGACGCAAAAGUGCUUUACAGAAGAGGAGUGGGAAAGGAAGAAGGCGAGUGAAGCAUCUGGCGCUUGA